GACCUCACCGCGUGAGCUAGUGCGUCACGAAGACCCCGAGCAGCCCGGCACUUCAUUUACAACUCCUGAAUUAAAACGACGCAACGGGAUUUCUAACACACACACACACACACACACAAAACCUAGUUACUAAGGCACAUAUCUACAGUUUGGAUUUUGAAUAAGCGCCUUUAUAAAUUAUGCGCACUUUUCCGUGACAGCGUUUUGCAUGCCACAGUUUGACAGAACUGACCAUUUUUCUGUGAAGUUUUUGGAGUUGUACAUAACUUGGACGGUUAACUUUCACCAAAGAGGUCGGAAGCAUGAAAUCAGCAGAUGAAGAUGCAUACAGCUACACACCGAACAUCAGCCUAUCCCUUCCACUGAGUAGCCCUUGCCUUCCCACCCAGUACCACAACCUUCAGACCAGUCCCUCCAUCUCUGUCUCUAUAAGCCAACCUUCAUCAUUCUCCCCCAGUGAAGACAUGGGCUCGAUGGGAUACUACCAAUCAUCUGGCCCCAAUGGAGCCCCUGCUCUGGAAAGCCCACGCAUCGAGAUCACAGCUUAUGGUCAGUUCCCUGAAGAUGAGGUGGAAGAGAACAAUGCACCUGUAGCUAAGCGCGUCAACUCUGUAGUGACUUUAACAUUGCCUAGUGGUGAAGGUUACCGUGACCCUAGCUGCCUCAGCCCAGCUAGCAGCGUUUCGUCACGUAGCUGCCACUCGGAGGCUUCAUCAUAUGAGUCAGGCUAUUCGUGCAAUUAUGACAAUUCAUCACAGAACUCCCCAUGGCAGUCACCAUGUGUCUCACCCAAAGGUUCCUCUUCAUUGCUGUCUGGAACCCUGGGCACCUCACCUCGCCAAUCACCUACAGGAUCUCCCCGCACCAGUGUGACUGAUGAAAGCUGGACAGCACCUCGUGGCUCCCGCUCCAACUCCCCUUGUGGUGGGAAACGGAAAUACAGCUUUAACAGCAACGCCUCUCACAAAUAUCAUCCAUAUUCACCUAACCAGUCACCAGGGCUGUCUCCACAAACCUCACCUCGCCUCAGCAUGACUGAAGACGCAUGGCUGCCCAACACCAACCAGUAUACCAAUUCUGCCAUUGUGGCAGCCAUUAAUGCCCUCAGCACUGAUGGAAUGACUGAUAUUGGAGAGGGGAUUCCACUCAAGACCAGGAAAACCAGCAUGGAGCAUAACACUUCUGUGAGCCUCAAGAUUGAGCCUGGAGGUGAGGAGACAGGCUCUGCAGAGCUCUGUCAUGAGGACUACUCCACGUCACGCCUGGCAUUUAAGAAGGAGGGCUACACCAGCUUUCUGGAUGUACCACAUCAUCCAUAUUGGUCUAAACCAAAGCCUUACAUCAGCCCAUCCUUGCCAGCACUUGACUGGCAGCUGCCCUCCAGUUCUGGGCCAUACAGCCUGCAGAUCGAGGUUCAGCCCAAAUCUCACCAUCGUGCUCACUAUGAAACAGAAGGAAGCAGAGGGGCCGUGAAGGCACUUGCCGGAGGACAUCCAGUUGUUCAGCUUCACGGCUACAUGGAGAGCGAGCCUCUGACUCUACAGCUGUUCAUCGGGACGGCAGACGACCGUCUCCUGCGGCCACACGCUUUUUACCAGGUCCACCGCAUCACAGGCAAGACCGUGUCCACACCCAGCCACGAGAUCAUGCAGGCCAACACCAAAGUGCUGGAGAUUCCACUCCUGCCCGAGAGCAACAUGAGGGCCAUAAUCGACUGUGCUGGGAUUCUGAAGCUGCGAAACUCGGACAUCGAGCUGCGGAAAGGCGAGACAGAUAUCGGGAGGAAGAACACACGAGUCAGGAUGGUGUUCCGCGUCCAUAUUAACCAGCCCAAUGGCAGGACCGUGUCCCUGCAGGUUGCAUCCAACCCCAUCGAAUGCUCCCAGCGUUCUGCACAGGAGCUGCCUCUGGUGGACAGACAGAGUUUGGACAGCUGUCCUGCAACAGGGGGAGAGCGUAUGCUUAUCAGUGGUCAUAACUUCCAACCUGACUCCAAGGUGGUGUUUGUGGAGAAAGGACAAGAUGGUCAUCACAUAUGGGAGAUGGAAGCCAAAGUUGAAAAGGACACCUUUAAAACUACAGCUUUGCUUGUGGAGAUUCCAACUUACCGAAACCAAAGAAUAUCCAGCCCUGUUUUGGUGAACUUCUACAUAUGCAAUGGCAAACGGAAGAGGAGCCAAUACCAACGAUUCACCUACCUACCAUGUAAUGUUCCCACCAUAAAGACAGAGCCACAUGAUGACUAUGAGCUCCCUCGCCUGUGUGCACAGCAGCACUCCCCUAGCCUUGCCAAGCCGUAUUACGGUCUGCAAGCUGUGCCUGCCCUGAUGCCUUCAGAAAACAGAGCCUGUGUGACAGCCGCUUAUGGCCCUCAGAGACUCCCAGCAAAACCUUCGUCCCUGUCUUGCUCCUCCUCCUCUCCCAGCACCAGCCCUAAACUGCAGGAUCUCUCACCCACACACUUCUCUCCUCAGUGCCUCUCUCCAGGCUCGAACCCUGGGCUUCAGCCAAGUGCCAUCCCUCACGUCUCGGCAAUCCAGCCCACGCCUGGCCGCUACCAGCAGUCUGUUCUCUACCCAUCAGGCAGUGCGUCCUCUUCUCCUGGCUCCCAUCCAUCUACCCCGAGUUCAGCACCUGAACUCAUCUUCACUCCCAGUCACAGUUUGACCCAGUCUCCGGUCACAGGUGAGGCCACAGAGCUGCCUAAAGUUCCAGUGAGGAGUGGGCCAUCUCCUCUUUUACAGGACGAAGGAGCACCUCCCACGCUGGCCAUCAGCAUCAAACAGGAACCACAAGAACUGGAUCAAAUGUAUCUAGAUGAUGUCAAUGAGAUCAUAAGGAAUGACCUGUCCAGCAUCUCCGUUCAUACCCACGCAUAGCGACAAUGGAACGUGAAUCACACAGAAGAAAUUGACAUUUGAACCUUUCAUACCAGAACAAAAACAUGCCUCCGCUUAGCCUGAUUGCAAUAACAACAUCAGCACUGCAAAGUCGAUUGUAAAGCUCACAAUUGUAAAGCAGUCAGAUCUAAGAGACUGACUGAAAAAGCAGCACAGAAAGUGUAUGGAAUAACAAAAUACUACCAAAACAAUGCGUGUGAACUGAUGGACCAAGCCCUGUGUAUGGUGUUUAUUUUUUUUCCCCUCUACAUUUCCUCUUGUGCACUCGUGUAGCUCUUUAAAUUAUUACCCAAGUGCAAUUUGUUUUCCAUUAUUAUUUUAAUGUCUAAAUGUUUAAUGUAUGCAUAUAUGCCAAUAUGCCUUAAAAUCAAUGGUCAUAUUAUUGUAAUUAGACAGUUGUCUGCUAUGGUAAUGAAUCAUGUCUGAACAGCCAUUCCUUUGCUUACAUUGGAAUUUUGUCCAGCUGUAAUGAAACAUAACUGGAAUUGCAUUUUUUAUACAUUGCAAGAGAAUCAUAUUUAUUGUCUCUACCUGAGCUGGAAUGAAUUGUACACAGGAAAAUAAGUAGCGUGUGUUGUGGUAGUUAAAAUUAUAAAUGAAAUGAGCAGUACAACCUUACAUUUAAAAAAUUUCUAAACCAAAGUGUUUUAUUCAGGUUAGGCCGUGAUCUGUUUCUGAACUGCCUCUGCACUACCUGUAUAUUCUCUGUGCCUCUGUGAGCAUUUUGUGCCUUAUAUGCAUUGAUAUGACCACAGAUUUCCUUUUCUGCUUAGUUGCAUGUCGUCAUUUUUUUGCUGAAAAAUUUUAUAACCGUUUUAUCUAGCUGAUGACAGGAAAAUUGUUUUUUUUGCCACAACUACUUUUGUUUGUUUUCUGAAACUCAAUAUUGUGAUAGUAUCGAUGCCAUUGUUUUGUAGGUUAUUAGCUAAUGUAUGCACUUUACUUUGUACUUCUCCUUAAUGAUAUUUUGAGGAAAAAUUACAACAUAUGAUUUGUUUUCUAUUUUUUUUUUCCUGAUGAACAGUGAAUUUAUGAAAGCAACACUCCAAGAUACUGUUUUUCUUGCCAGCAUCUUGUAUCCCAAUUAACAAUUAUUAGUACAUUUUUUGCAUUAGCAAUAGCAAAAUAUGCACAAUAAAUGCAUUUAACAAAGAUCCUA
Messenger RNA from Pangasianodon hypophthalmus (striped catfish), 4059 nucleotides. RefSeq names its product nuclear factor of activated T cells 1 (gene nfatc1). Gene Ontology annotation, biological process: regulation of transcription by RNA polymerase II; calcineurin-NFAT signaling cascade; cytokine production. Gene Ontology annotation, cellular component: transcription regulator complex. Lineage: Eukaryota; Metazoa; Chordata; Actinopteri; Siluriformes; Pangasiidae. The record is from RefSeq and is a predicted model, not a curated record. Gene Ontology annotation, molecular function: transcription factor binding; RNA polymerase II cis-regulatory region sequence-specific DNA binding; DNA-binding transcription factor activity, RNA polymerase II-specific. Bases 303 to 2879 code for a protein of 858 amino acids. The transcript has 10 exons.